CUCAUAUAUAUAUUUUUAAUUUACUUUUUUUUAUGAUAAAAAUUAAAUAUACAACAUGAGUGAACUCCAAGACAUGUUUGAAAAAUUUCCUCUAUUAUUGCCUAGUAAUGAUAACACAGUUUGGAUAGGUGUUGUAUUACUAAAAUCGCAAUACCAACAAGUAGAAAUUAUCUGUCCUAGUUUUCCCAACAUAGAAAAUAUCCAGUUCAAUAUUUCAACAUAUGAGAAUUUUAAUUUGGAUCAAUUUGAAUUGAAUAAAAUAAUAGAACAAUUUUCAAAAAAUGCAAAUGUCUUGCCUGAAUUUUUAUCCAGCCUAAUUGAUGUUUUGAAUAAAUCAACUGGUCUUCUCACUCUUCCACAAGUUAAUAUCUCUCAUAAAAUUAACCAAGAUCGUUUUUGUUCAAUUAUUCAAGAAAUCAAAAUUUGGGAUAAAUAUGUCUAUGAUAUUGAAGAGAAUUUAUGUUUUGUAACAUAUAAAAUCAACGAUGAAUCUGGGCGCCAACAUUCUAUUAAAAUACAUAUACCUAUAGAAUAUCCAGCUAUUAAAAAAUCAUUAGAAUUUGAUGCAACAAUACCAACUUUUUUUAUGAAUUCACUUUUAAAAAUAAAUAUUAUUUCUGGUUUAUUUGAAGAAUUUAAAAAUAUUAUUGCAACAUUAAGUCAUUUUUGGGACUUACAUGAUGAAAUCGUUAACACAUGUAAUUUAAUAGGAACUUACUCAUUAGCAGAUGUUAAAUAUCGGAUUCCUAUUGAGAAACAUGUAAUAGCUAUAAUUGAAAUAGAUCCAAUAAAUCAUUUAAGCUUACCAAGAAUUGAAUUAUAUGGUCGAAUUGAAGAUACUGAUAAAUUUCAGAAAAGACUAAAUAAGUUUGAAUUGAAUUCAAUUUGGAGUACAGAUAAAAGUUUCAAAGACAAUCUUAUGGAGUUAUUUGAAAUAAAAGAUUUAGCUUCACAGUAUGAAGAAAUUGAAAACCCAAUAGAAGAAUUUGAACAAAAUUCAAAUUAUUGUUUUAUAUGCUACGGUGAUUUAGAUAAAAACUCAAAAAAGCACACAAAAGUAUGUGCAAAUAAUAAAUGUGACGCUGUGUAUCAUAUGAGUUGUAUUUGUGAGUGGAUGUUAAAUUCAGGAAGUACACCAGCAUUUAAACAUUUGCAAGGAAAAUGUCCUCAGUGCGAAGAAAAAUUAUUAGUGGCUUUAGAAGACUUUGAUAUUAUGAAGAAGAAUUAAAUUAAGUACAAGCAUGAAUAUUUAUGAUUAAUAUAAUAUAGGUGUGGAUUAUGUAACCAAAUAUGAAUAUUUACUAUUUACUCUAAAAAUACAAUAUUUUAAAGACUUUAAAAAACUAUACUAUUAUUGUAUACCUUAAAUCAUAAAAUGUCUUUUGCUCUAAACAAAAUAAUUUAAUAUUUAUAAUAAACUAUUAGAUAUGUUA
Daktulosphaira vitifoliae (grape phylloxera) is the source of this 1433-nucleotide messenger RNA. Its product is annotated as E3 ubiquitin-protein ligase FANCL-like. Gene Ontology annotation, cellular component: Fanconi anaemia nuclear complex; nucleus. Gene Ontology annotation, biological process: interstrand cross-link repair; protein monoubiquitination. Gene Ontology annotation, molecular function: ubiquitin protein ligase activity. Bases 56 to 1228 code for a protein of 390 amino acids. The transcript has 9 exons. NCBI's taxonomy places the organism in Eukaryota, Metazoa, Arthropoda, Insecta, Hemiptera, Phylloxeridae. The record is from RefSeq and is a predicted model, not a curated record.